AAAACAAAAAAAAUAAUCUCCGAAAGAAUGUAAAGAAAAAAACCUAAAAAAGUGUACGACGGAGAAAAGUCUGUGCAAUGUGCGAAAAAUGUAUUAAAUUCCAAAAACUCUUAAAUUAUUUUAUUAGAAAACCGAAAUUCAAUCAAUUGUAAAUGUUAAAGCAAAGUGCGAAUGUUAAAUUAACUUCAAUGCAUCCGAAAAUUUACAAAAUUCAAUUAUUUUUAGCUUGCAAAUGACAUAAAAAAAGAGACAAAAACUUAUCAUUUGUUCUCAGUUUUUCUCGCACUCAUCCCAAAAAUAUAUAUAUAUGAAUUUUUUCCCAUUUCUUUUUCUGUCAAAAUCAAAACUUCGAAGAUGAAAAUUUUGUAAAUUUAAUUUUAAUUCUUUAACCAAUAAAUUAGAAAACAAUAAAUUCCAAUGAUUUGUUUAAAUUAAUACGCGUGUACAUAAAGUUUGUUCCUACCAAAAUACAAGAAUUAUCAAAAAAGAAAGGAAAAAAAAGUUCAUAAUGAAAAGUUUGUGUACAUAGAUUUGUUGUUUUGCGAAAAAAUAUCACAUUCUCCAGCUCCAGCUCCGGAGCCAGAGCUUGAGCCAGAGUAGAACGUCGAAGGGAGGCUCAUUUUCUCAAUCACAAAAAAUAAAGAGUGGAAGUGUAUUCCCGUAUUCCGUCGUUGGUCCGUACGUUGCCCGUUGUCCGUUCCGUGUACGCUGGACGGUGUACAGUGUACCCCUCGUCGAUCGAAAAUUCAACAACCGAAACAACAAUUUGUGCUUAGCGAAUGAAAGAAAAUAAAAAUAAAAAAAAAACAAAACUAGAUAAAAAAAGGUUUUUUGUUUCCUUUGUAGAGAAAUAAAAACAAUGACAAAGGAGCUCCGCGCAUCCCACGGAUGGUAGUUUGUCCUAAUCCUAAUCUCAAUUUUAAUAUUUGAAGUUUUAUUACUCGGGUUUUGUUAAAUAAAAACCUAAUUUUCAUUGAUCCGCGAAGGAAGAAGAAUUAGAGAGAAUUUUCCUCCACAUUGCUUUUUUGCUUGUGUUUUUCUUUUUGUUGUUGUUGUGUUUACAAGAGUGAGUGAGUGUUCCUACUUGGUACGCAGAAGGUAGGAGGCAGAAGGCGAAGGCAGAACACCACCAGCAGCAGCAGAACAAGAGACUUUUUUAUUGUUUGGAUCUUAUUUUGGUUCGUGGCGGAGUCGUAGUCGUAGUUAGAGUCAGAGUCGGAGUCAGAGUACUGGCUGCUGCUUCGAAAAAGAAGAAGAAGGAGAAGUAGGAGGUGGAGAAUGUGCCAUUUGCAUAAGAAAAACUAAUUAACUCCAAACAUUGCAAACAAAUUAUAAAAACAAUCAUGGAGUGUGAUGUAACUCCAGAUCAAUUCCCACGAAGCCAUGAAAAACUCAUCACCACCAGCAACGACUCAUUCCAAAAAAUCCAACUCCACUCCAAUUCAACCUCCACAUCGAAUCAUUCAUCAUCAGGAGCAGCUAAGCAACAUUUCCUUUCAACGGCGUCAAUCAUUUUCCCCUCGGUUAAGCACAAAUUGCAUACCUCAUCUGCAAAAUAUGUAACGCCACCGCCCUGCUCUAGCAACGAAGUCGAAUGUGAUCCACUUGCUCUUGACUCACCGCCCCCAUUGGCGGCAGGAAGUCCAUCAUCUCAUCAUCAUCAUCACAUAGCGCCGGCUAAAUUGGUCAAGCACACGCAUAGCCUGCGAAGGCAUAUACCCCGAAUAAUUGUGAAGCCUAUUCCGGAAAAGAAGCCAGCGCCCGUUACUUCACAAUCUAUUACUAGCAGUCAAUGUCGAACAAAGAACAGUAUGGCCACAUCUUCAUCAUCAUCAUCGUCAACAUCAACACCAUCCACAUCCUCGACAACGACAAUAUCUUUACGCAGCAUACCCAGCACAACAGCUCAAAUGCAAGCGUCUACUAUGCGUGAGGUACUCGCCUCAAUACCGGGCUUCAGUUUGAAGCCCCGAAGGCGAUCCAACAAAAAAAUGUCCACAGCAGCACAAAUUGAACAAACAAAAGAUGGAAAAAUCGAUUUAGAGACACCAGACUCGAUUCUGGCGAGCACAAAUCUGCGUGCGCUGCUCAAUAAGCAAACUUUUUCCCUCCUGCCAGCUCUUUAUCAGUACAACUUGAUUCAACUACUGCCGAGCGUUGAUCGAGCGGCAGCAGUAGAAACAUCCGACGCUGCCCUCGGCGCUGUUCGCCUAGGUCCGUCGAGUCUAAAUAAUGAAUUCUUUGCCCGCGCAUGUCUGGAAUGGCGGGAGCGGCUUUCCGAAGGUGAAUUCACACCCGAAAACCAAGUCAAACUGAAAUCCGAAGCCGAGAAGGAGAAGAACAAACUAGACCCAUGGAAGCUGAAACAUUUCGAACCAAUUUGGGGAGAUAAAAUAUCGAGCAGGCGAUACAAAACAAGUUCAACUUCGUCUGACGAAAACACCCCAUCAUUAUCUACAACGACGACGACAAUCAAAUUUGGAAAAUCUUCUAGCAAAACAGCACUGGGCAUGAGGUCUGAAACCUGCACAUCAGCUGAUGUUACCUCGUCAACAUCACCUUCGUCGUUAUCCACUUCAUCAACUAUCUCGACGCUGUCUUCAUUGUCAACAACGACGAGCAGCAUCUUACGGCCGCCAAUCAUCAAAGCCGAACCCAAAUCUAUUAUAGAAUGCAGAAUAGACAGCAAAAUGAAAGAUGAAGUGGAUUCUAUGACGAGGAGCACCAUAUUCUCAAAAUCCACAACACCCAGUGAUAAACCACAGACUGAAGAAUCUCCAGCACAGAGUGAUGAAUUUGCCUCGAAUGGCAAUAAAAGCUGCGUCGAUGAUGUUGAAUUAGACCAACAACAACAGCAACAACUGAUUCUUUUCGGCGGAGAAGUGAUUACUGCGGCGGCGGCGGAGGAGGAGGAACAGGAGCAGGUUGUCUUACCCAAACAGCCUUCGCCCAAGAGAACUCGCAAACGAUCCUCGACUAGCCCCACAUUCGCCGAAAGCAAACAGAUCAAAUUUGAAUCUGAAGCUGAAGCGCCUGAACCACCGCCACCUCCACCACAACCCAGUGAAAGUGAAGAAAUUAUAGAUGAAUCAGUGGUGGAUUCUCCCAAAUCAGACAUCGACUCAAAUCGGCUGGAUCCGGAAGAGGAGCUACUUAUUUCUAAUGUUUUGGAGAUGACUACCAACGAAGAGAAUGCUGAACAACAAGAGGCAGCUAAUGCUGAAGAAACCACCGGAGGCUUGUCGAAUCUUGGAGAUGAUUUUCCUUUCAACAAUUGUGGCCUGGACACUCCCAAUGAUACCACUGACACUUCGAACUUAGUUCCAACUAUAGUUGCUGAUGUUGUUGGGCCCGAUGGAGCAUUUCAUGCGCAGGUAUCCGCCAAUGCUUUCAACUUUCAGGAUAGUCUGUUUAGUACUUUCUCACGAAGACUACAACAAGAGCAUUUAGAGCAACAAAUGCAACAACAACAACAGCAGCAGCAUUCGUCGAUUGUAGGAGAGUCCUCGGCGGCAGCGAUGCAAAUACCCAGUGCAAUGGUAGAUCAGUUUAUUGUUUCAGACUUGGCGAAUAGCAGUGGCGUAGGAGCCAUGCUUACGUGCACCGACGAACACGAUAGCAACAGCAAUAACCUUAUCGAUUGCAACGGCGGUGGUGUGAGUUGUGACGAAAGCAAUACCAGCAUUAGUACCUGUGAUAACAUCGGGGUUGCGAUAAGGGCACGAAUCGCCCAAGCAGCAGCCGGUACAUUAGAUGAAGACGAUCCAAUAGAGCAGAAGUUUGCAGACGCCGAAAAUUACGUUUUGGAAUCAGGGGAAGUUAGUACAGAAAGUGGAGAAGUUAUCAAUAACAUGGAAAUUGCAGUACCGAAAGAAAUCUCUGAAAGUGAUCUAUUUAGUUCUCUUGACCACGUAAUGAUAGCUCAAGACUGCGAAAAUGUCUACGAGCAAAAUAAACAUCUAGCCAUUGAAACAGCAAGUAAUUCUUCUGAAGCGUCUAUAACAUCAUCACAGUGCUCUGCACAAGGCGGUGCUGGUAGAACAUCACCACUUAUGGUAAUGGCAACUACACAAUCACAUCCACCUCCAUCGCCAAGUUUGGAAGAGGCUCAGACACGGGAAAAUAUGUUUCAUCAUGUUCAGCACGAUUGGAAUUUCGGAUUGAAAAUGAACCAUACGAUGUAUUCAAAUGCUUCGACAUUCAUGAGUGAACAAAAUAAUUUCAUAAAUGAUCAAGGCAAUCAAAUUAUGGAUGAAUCGUUAAUUAAGAAGGAAGAUGAGCAUUUGUCACAGCAACAGAAACCAGAAAUGUUCCAUGAACAACAGGAUUUUGGUAUUGAUAUUGGUGAUAUAACAAACGAAGAAAUUGAAGUUCCAAUGACUGCUGCUGAAAUGGAAGUUACGAGCACCGUAGUCAAUAGCAAUUCGAACGAUAGCAAUGCAGAUAUAAAAAUGUAUGCUCCAUCUUCUAUAUCACAUAUACCAGGUGGCAAGUUGCUACUCGAUUCAAAUGGUCAGGUUAUUGGUAAUUUUUUAAUGCAUCAAAAUCGCCAGUUGACUAUGCAUGCCCAACAGCAGCAACAAAGACAGCAACAACAAUUACAACAUCAACAGCAACAACAACAGCACCAAAUCGCAUUCCAAACAAAUCAUUCACAACCAAAACAACAACAAAUUAAAAAAGUAAUUGAUUCGAGUGGAGUUCAUCACUAUACCACUGCCCAACAACAGCACCACACGAUAGAGAACUCUCAAAUACAAUAUCAACAACAACAACACCAACAACAACAGCAGCAGCAACAACAACAACACCAGCAUCGGCAAUUUAUAAAUAUUCAACAACAGCUUCCACAACAGCAACAGCAAAGCAAUACCUUGAUGCCUUCAUCGCCUACAACUACCGUUAAUCAAUAUCAACAGCAAUUGCAACCACACCAAUCUACCGGCAAAUUCAUACAGAAACAAAUAACCGUCAGUAUGCAACGUCCUGCUGCAACUAAUACCGUCGCAGGGGCCACAACAACAACAGCAACAACCACCUAUUUGAAUCCUGCAACAAUAAAAGUUCUCUCUAGCAGCGGAGUACCCUCGACAAUAGCACAACAGCGACCAAAAAUUCCCAGUGGUAAAGGUCGGAAGCCUACUAACAAUAAACUACCACCAGGCGCGGUCAAUUUGGAACGUAGCUACCAGAUUUGUCAGGCUGUAAUUCAAAACAGUCCCAAUAGGCAUAAUCUCACUGCGCAGCUUCGACCACCGUCAGCAAUUUUGGCAUCGGGAAGCAGCACUGGAACGAAUGCAGGAAACUCCCAACAGGUUGUUCCAGUGUCGGCGUCAUCGCCACAAAUAAAAACGGAGGAAGGUAUAGCUGCGGCGGUGACGCCACCUUUACCCACAAUUGGACGCACAGUUUACAAAAUUUCCGUCCCACAGGUUAUUGGACCGAGGAUGGGAUUUCCUCGGAAGAAAUUUGUUCCCCGGCAGCCAUCGCCAACGCUUAUACGUCAUGUCUAUGGACCACCGGGGACUGUUCAACAUGCCAGUAUUAUGCCCCAACCACAUCAGAGUGAAAUUCAACAACAAAAUGGCAACAAUCAGUAUGUUUUUGUGCAUAGAGCUAAUGUUGGAGCAGCAGAUAAUCAAGCACCAAGAGCAUCGAGUGCGCCUCCAUCCCAGAAUCAGCUUCAGGGAAUGAAUGGAGUACCAAUAACUGGACGAGGACGUCCGGCAUCGGUCGAUGUAGAUAUAACGAAAACAUUAAAUAUGCAUGAUCUUCACCAAACCAUAACCGCAUCAACUACUCCUCAUGUCAGACGAGUUGUUAAUCAAGGCGGUAUAACCUACAUCGACGCUUGCUCGAAUAUUAUCGACCAACAGCCCAAUUAUAUUGUCUCUGCUACAACCACAACAACUACCACCGCCGCAACAGUUGGAAUCACCGGAGGCACAUCAUCAGACAGCAAUAACCCACCAACGAAUUGUGCAUGCUCCCUUAAUGCUAUGGUAAUUUGUCAGCAGUGUGGUGCUUUUUGCCAUGAUGAGUGCAUGGGUGCGUCCAAAUUAUGUGUGUCCUGUGUCAUUAGGUGAGAGAAAAAUACCCCUUCCAAUGGAAUAUCUACUUUUACUCCUAUUGGACCCCCGUCGUCGUCGUCGUCGUUGUCAUCGUCGUCGUUUGUAAUUUGUCUCUCUGCCUUCGAAACAAUAUAGAAAAUUUUACAUAAAAAAAUAGUAUGUAGUGCAAAGAAAAAACAAACAAAAAUUAAUAAUGGAAAAGAAAACAAUUUAUUAUAAUAUUUACUCAGUAAUAUUAUGUUAUAUAUAUAUAACAACCAAUGUUGUGAGUAUGACUUAUGUUAAUGACGCUAUUUUGAGGCAUAAAUAAAAACGAGAAGUUAUAUAGAAAUAUAUAUAUAUAUAUACAAACAUAUAUAUAAAUAAAUUAUUAACAAAAAAAAAAAACAAUCUGCAAUAUGUAUUACUAAAAAUCCGCAAAUCCACAAAACACAAUACACUACACGCAAAUGUAGAAACUAUACUGACGUAAAUGUUUAUUCGUAGAUUUUCUCAACGAUAAUAAAUGAAAAAGUAUAAAACUUGUAAAUAUUUAAACAUAAAACGAAUAAAAGUAAAACAAACAAAAGAAAAUCAAACAACCUUUAAGACAAACGAGUUAAAAAUUUAAUUGAUUUGCAUGACUGAUCAGUUUUAAAUCAAUUCUCUCUCUCUCUCUCACACUUAAAAUUAGUGUAUGUAUUUUUAAUUAAUAAUAAAAAGAAAAAAAAAGAAAAACAACGUGGAACUAUUGUACGUGUUUAUUAAUUUUUAUUUAAUUGUUUAAAAAAAAAGAAAAGAAUUAUAAUCGCCAUCCCAGCUAAAACAAAUUUCAAUAUUUUAUAGCAAAAAUAAAAAGAAAACUACUUAGGCAGCAGCAAAAUUGUAUAAAAUAAAAUUAAUUAUGUUUACUAUAAUUCUUAAGAAAGAAGAAGAAAAGGAAAACAUCUCUAAUUUGCGCACAUACCAACUAGAGGCACACUUUAUACACAUAAAUUUAAAGUUCUGAUAGUAAAAGUUAUUGCAAUUUUUUACCAUAAAACAACAACAAAACAAAAAGUUAUACAUAAAUUGAUUUUCUGAUUUCUUCUUUCGAAUUUCUUUUCUCUCUUUCUCUCCCUCUCAAUCUAUCUGUCUCUCUGUCAAUCUAUCACUCUUUAAAAGUCAUUUGUAAAUAAAAUUCUUUUCCUUCCUGUUUUAUUUCCUUUUUCUAUCUUUUUACUUCACAAAACACACUCUUGUAAAUAAAUUUAUUUUUAAACAAAAACCAGCAACAGUAAAAUAAACAUAAAUAUUUUUAUAUAUUUAAAUACAAUCUAUUCUCUCUUAUAUGUUCAUAAAUGAUGUCUCUGUUUAAGUUAGUUGUUUGUUUUAUUAUUUUUUAUUUUUAAUAAUAAUUGUAAUAUCUAUAAGUUUGCCACCUUUUAAAUCAUUAAACAAAACAAAAAAAAACUAUAUAUAAAUAAAACACACAUCAUCAUUCUACAUAAUAUUAUGUAUUUGCAUUAAAUUUAAGUUUAAAUUUAUAAGUGCAUUCGUUUUCAAUUUAUUUUUUCUUUAUUUUUAAGGAAUUAAUGAAUGAAAAAGAAAUAUAUUCGGGGAAAAACAAAACAAACAAAAAAAUUGAGAAAAAAAAAGAAUAUAAAUUAAAAACCAUUUGUAGUGUAGAAUAUUUUAUAAAAAUUUUAUACAUUCACUUUUGUUGUGUUUAGUUUUUUAUUUAAUUUUUUUCUAUAAUUUGUAAUUUCUCGUUUUGUUUUUUUCAUAUUCUGUUCUGUAAUUUUUAACUGUUUCCAGUAAACUCUCUGUUUUUUUUGUUUAAUAUUUGUUUAAGAAAAUGAAAGAAAAAAAAAAGAACUAAAUAUAAAAUAAAACUUAAUUUUAAUUUAAAUUGGAAGAAUGAAUAAUAUUAUUGAGGUCGAAAUGAAUUAUGGUUACGAUAUUUGUGAAAAAAGUGAACUUAAUUACAAAAAACUACAAAAAUGAUAAAAAUUCAAUAUAAACAAUAUAUUCUAAUGUGAAAGAUUAGACAUUAAAAUAAUAAAAAAUCGAAAAAUAAAUUUU
Molecule: messenger RNA, 8114 nt
Organism: Eupeodes corollae
Lineage: Eukaryota; Metazoa; Arthropoda; Insecta; Diptera; Syrphidae
Gene: Asx
Product: polycomb protein Asx
Exons: 8
Coding region: 1344-6086 (1580 amino acids)
Biological process (GO): animal organ morphogenesis; positive regulation of transcription by RNA polymerase II
Cellular component (GO): PR-DUB complex
Molecular function (GO): chromatin binding; DNA binding
Source: RefSeq, a predicted model, not a curated record